This is a messenger RNA of Coccomyxa subellipsoidea C-169, 549 nucleotides long. RefSeq lists its product as hypothetical. The record is from RefSeq and is a predicted model, not a curated record. NCBI's taxonomy places the organism in Eukaryota, Viridiplantae, Chlorophyta, Trebouxiophyceae, Coccomyxaceae. The transcript is spliced from 4 exons. Bases 1 to 549 code for a protein of 182 amino acids.
AUGGAAGCUUUCACCGACGUCCGCCGCAUCCUGCUCAUCGCCGGUCUUCUGUCGACUGCGAUCUCUGCUGCAGCCAUCGGCGAAGAGAGGGCGGCUGUGUCGGGCGGUCCCAACUGGAUCCGUGAAACAUUCGCCGAGCGACCUGAGGAAGUGCCGGAUCAUCCAGAACUGGAACAACUGUCUCCCUCAGACCAGAAGGAACAGCCUUCCAGCGCAGAAGCUUUCAAUGUGGACGGCCCCAGAAAGAGCUACUUCCAGUGGGCGCUGACAGACCUGCCGGUGUAUGCAAAGGCAGAGGCCGGGGAGAGAGUGCACCGCCAAGCUUCAUCCGCUGCAAAAGAGCCAGACCAGGAGGACCGGCCUUCCAGCGAAGAGGCGGAUGGCCCCAAAAGGAGCUACUUCCAGUGGGCGCUGAUCGGCCCGCCAUCAAUUAAGUCUGAAGAUGCUGGGGAGAAAGUGUUGCUAAACCCUUUUGAGAAGGGCGCCCGGAGGAGGUCGAUCGGCACAAACUGUCGGGAGCACCGCCGUCUGCUGAGCUGGCAGCAGUAA